This is a messenger RNA of Penicillium bovifimosum, 213 nucleotides long. RefSeq lists its product as uncharacterized. The record is from RefSeq and is a predicted model, not a curated record. Bases 1 to 213 code for a protein of 70 amino acids. NCBI's taxonomy places the organism in Eukaryota, Fungi, Ascomycota, Eurotiomycetes, Eurotiales, Aspergillaceae. The transcript has a single exon.
AUGUUGCUGGACUCGAGACACCUCGAUCUAAACGAGGCGAAGCUGCCCAAAGCGGCGAGCUUCAAGUUGCUACAGGCUUUCUUGCAAGACCUGGCGUUCCCGCAACAGGAUUGCUUCCUGAUCACCGACCUUUAUCGAUGGCGUGCCCACAAUCUCGCACCUAAUGUCGGCCCCCCUCCGAUGACUACCAUUGGUCCGCCGUCGAGUGGAUGA